GUAUCCACACAUCUGUAUUUUCAUAGCUAUCAAAUGGAACAUACAUGUACGAUUAACAAAAAUGUACAAUUAAUGCCAACGGACAUUAAACAGUCAAUGCUUUACGACAAUUUAAUUCAUGCUGUAUAUAUUCAUCGUCGAGCUAUAGAUUCAGCCAAUAUUCUAACGAACAGUUUUUCGAUGUUCUAUAUCGUGUUAUUAGUAUGUUCUGUGGCUUACUCGAGUCUCAGUUUCUGCAAUGUAAUUAAUGCAGUAACAUCCUGGGAAAAAUUGGACGUAUUUAUAAACAGUGUAGUGAUAUUGAUACAAUUAUAUUGGAUUUUCCUGGGAAAUUAUGUUGGUCAGAACAUUAUAGAUAGCAGCACUGCCAUGUCUCAAGCGACAUAUAAUGCACAUUGGUACGCUGCGCCAUUAUGUAUGCAAAAGUUAAUACCACUCAUAAUACAAAGAAGUAACAAACACAGUGUUUUAACAAUUGGAGUUUUAUUUGACGCGUCGUUAGAAGGUUUUGCUACGCUUCUAAGUAUGUGCAUAUCCUAUGUUAUGGUUCUUCAAUCCAUGGGAACACACACCGAAAGCGAAAAGAAGUAAUAAUUACGUUGUAGGUAUCCGAGUCGUAGGUCUAGCAUAUGUACAGUACAUUUUACAUGUACUAUCCCACAUAUUCAUUAAUAAAUUAAAUCGAACUAAAUAAUAA
Vollenhovia emeryi is the source of this 697-nucleotide messenger RNA. RefSeq names its product odorant receptor 85b-like. Lineage: Eukaryota; Metazoa; Arthropoda; Insecta; Hymenoptera; Formicidae. The record is from RefSeq and is a predicted model, not a curated record. Gene Ontology annotation, molecular function: olfactory receptor activity; odorant binding. Bases 34 to 591 code for a protein of 185 amino acids. Gene Ontology annotation, biological process: sensory perception of smell; detection of chemical stimulus involved in sensory perception of smell. The transcript is spliced from 5 exons. Gene Ontology annotation, cellular component: plasma membrane.